CCUAAAGCUUCCCGUGGAAGCUACAAAGCACAGGUAAUGUAACUCACUUUGAUGGUGCAUAACCAGAAAGUAGACGAUCCAGACUAGGCAUCAUCACAGUCCUCCCAUUCUCGCAAUCUCAAGAAUGGCGACAAUUCGAAGGCGAAAGGCACCGGAGGUUCUUUGGAGGCUAUUCAACGACCGAGCACGAACCCUAGCUGAGACGAUCAUUUCAAUGGUCCCUCACCCACCCCCAUCGCCACAGUCUUGCCUUUGCAAGGGCCGCGGUUGCCUCCAGUGCUGCCAAGACGCCAUGUCAUUCCUUCUCAAACCAGGUGACCAUCCCGAGUACCGCCGGAUCCUCAAUCGCUGCUUCAUCGUCAUCAACAGAAAUGCGCCCCCAACCGGACCUUUCUAUCCCCAGAGUAGAUGGCCCCAAAACGAGAUUGUGCCAAGGGUUAUUGAAAUGAUGUUGCAUGAGGAACCUAUGUCUUCGAAUGUGAUUUGUAGUGGUUACAACAAGUAUAACCGUUCAAGCCCAAUUGUAAAACUUCUAACAGGUCCGGCAUGGGGUAUCCUUUCAGAAAGGGUUGGGGAUGACCUCAUGCUUUAUCUUUUAAAGUAUACAUCAAUAUUUUUGCCACUUUCCCGUAAGAAACACCAUCAAGUUUCAGGUUCACCUAUUAGCAAUUUCGUCAAGUUGUCAAAGCACAAAACACAAUCUCAGUGUCAAUUUCCUUCAGUCUCCCAAUUCGGACCAAGGUGGAGGAGUGGUAGUAACAUCAGUUCAAUUUUAGAGAGGCAGCAGCCAAUUUGUCUCGGUGUUGACAAUCCAUUCGGUUCUGAUAGUCAUCUAGGUUCAAAUGAUGAUUGUUUGUCAAGCGUCUGUUCCAGUCGUGCUGCAAAUAAUAGCAAUCAGAUUGAUUUCUCUGGAGCAUCUGCACUGACAUCUGGAUCUAUCACUGCUGGCUAUGAAACCUGUUCGAAUGUGGAACUUCAUUGUUCAGAUAAGAUCACAGCUAAACUCCGGAAGCAUCCACGGCCAUUUAGUGGGCAGGGCCACCGAAAGCGACGACAGUUAAAUAUACUGGAAACUGGUUGUGGGAUGGCUAGCACAGUUACUUGUCUAAAUGAAGCAGCUGGACUGACAACUGCAGCUGAACCAUCUCUGUAUCAAGGACAUUCAGAUGGACUCCAAGACUCUAAUAAAUCUUUGCUGAAGCUUAGAAAGCAUUCAAGGCCAUUCAGUUGGCAGCGAAGCAGAAAACGCAGACGGCUCAAUUUUCAAGAAAACAAUAAUAAGAACUCGUCCGCAACUUUCAGUCCUACUGAUGAAAGUAGCUUACCUGGGGAACUUAAAUGUGACCUCAACAGCUAUUUACAUCAAUUCCAUAAAAAGACACUGCAAAUAUGCUCCUGUUGUUCAUUGUUGCAAGCUUCCCAGUUAGAGAAACAAGGGUUGGAGAUUGAUAGGCAUUUCAUAUUUUAUGAUUCAAAAUGUUCCUCGUCACUUUUUCCACCUAAUCAUAUACUUGAUUCCUUGAAGCCCAAUUUUGUGGGUUCAAGGUUUCUUAUUGCAAAUGUCUUCAGAUUGUCUGAUUUGAAUGUUGGUGCGCAAUCAAUGCCUUGCUCACACAGAAAUGGCUUUUGUCUUAAUGGAUCUACGUGCCAGUAUCAUUCAAUCCUUAAGCUGCUUAAGAACCUUAUAAGGAGAGCUCGUUGCUGCCAGUAUUUGAGAUUAUUGGAUAAACAUUGUCCUUUUCCGUCACCUGAUCAAAAUGCCACUGGAAAUACAAUUUCACUGCUUGAGGAGGAUGGAAAGGAGAAAAAGUUAUCCAGGAAAUUUCGUGAUUUUAAGAGUGGAUGUUUGAAGGAAAUUGUUGAAACCAAUGAUCCUAAGAUUGCUGCAAUCAAGUCUUACUGCUCAAAAAGUCAGGUUGUCUCGUUCAUAUGGUCUGUUUGUAGGAGCAUAGUUCCUCCAGCUUUGUUAGGAUCUCCUUCCAACCAGAGAAGGCUGAGGCGAAAUGUUUCCAAGUUCAUUCGGCUACGUAGAUUUGAGAAGUUUUCUCUAAAGCAAUGUAUGCAUAAAUUGAAAACUUCUGGGUUUGAAUUUCUAUCAAAUAAUACCCCUUCAAGUCUCCCAAAUACUCAGGUUUUGAAACAUACAUCAAGGCAGGGAUGUCAUGUAUCAAAUGAUGGUGCGCACAAAAUGAAACAAAAAUUUCUGGAGAUCUGGACAUCUUGGUUCUUCUCAUGUCUAAUUGUACCAUUGGUGCAAGCUCAUUUCUAUGUCACCGAAAGCCAGCAUGGGAAACAAGAUAUAUAUUAUUAUCAGAAGCCAGUUUGGGAAAGAUUAAGGCAAGAAGCAAUUAGUUGCCUGAAAGAUCACAACUUUAAGUGCUUGGGUGAUACAGAUGUUAGAAAAAUUAUAUGCACUAGAUCAUUUGGUUUUUCAAAGCUCAGACUAUGUCCAAAAGAAAAUGGGGUAAGGAUGCUUGCAAAUCUUCGAGCACCAUCAAGAAUGGCUUUUAAGGAGUCCCUUUGUGGAACAUGGAGAAAAACACUAAUGCAUUGUGAUUCAGUCAAAUUUAACUAUUUCAAACCUGUUAACUUCAUUCUUCGUGAUGCACAUGCUGUUCUAAGAGGUUUGAGAUCGAAAGAACCAGAUAAGUGGGGCUCUUCAGUAUUUGAUUACAAUGAGGUGUAUAGAAGGUUAUGCCCAUUUUUAAUUGGUCUAAAGAAUGGAUUGACCACUCUGCCAGAACUGUUCAUUGUUGUCUCUGAUGUAUCAAAGGCAUUUGAUUCUAUCGACCAGGAUAAAUUGCUUAGCAUACUGAAAGAGGUCAUAGUGAAGGAUCAGUAUUUUCUACAACAGUCUGAUCAAGUUGUCUGCAGCAAGAAAUCAUUGUGGGUUCACAAUACUAUUAGAUUAACAGAUAAAUCCACCAGCUCUGAUUUUGGAGGAUCCACAUCUUCAGUCCCUUUUGGCUCGCUACAUAGUGUCCUUGUUGACCUGGGGUGCAGCAGGAGUGUGAAAAAGGAAGAGCUCUUUUUCAACCUAUAUGAGCAUGUGAAACACAAUGUGUUGCUUUUAGACAGAAAGUUUUACUUGCAAAGCAUAGGCAUACCUCAAGGAGGUGUCUGCUCCAGUCUGCUCUGUUCAUUAUACUACGGACAUCUUGAAAGGAAUGUGAUCUUUCCUUUUCUGGAAAAAACUUUUGAAUGUCCUGGUGAUUUAUCAAAAAGACAUAAUUUUGAUGCUUCUUUCAGUCAGAAUUGCCCCAAGGAUGAAGUUACAUCCUCAAAAUAUGUGCUUCUUAGGUUUAUUGACGACUUCCUUUUUGUAUCAACCUCGAAAAAGCAGGCUGUUGGAUUCUUCUCCAGGCUGCAGAGAGGAUUUCGGGAUUACAACUGCUAUAUGAAUGAGGGGAAGUUCUGUUUUAACUUUGACGUCGGGCAUGUGUCAGUGCCAUUAUCAAAUAUGGUGUGUAUGGGUGAAAAUGGGAUCUCUUUUCUUCGAUGGAGUGGUUUGCUUUUAAAUUGCAGUACUUUAGAAGUGCAGGCGGACUAUACAAGGUAUUUAAAGAACAAGCUAAGUUCGACUCUUACUGUUACCUGGCAUGGUAAACCUGGUCGUCAUCUUAAGGCAAAGCUGCGUGGGUAUAUGAGACCUAAAUGCCAUUCCAUCUUCUUUGAUUCCAAUGUUAAUUCAGCGGCAGUUGUUAGGUUAAACGUAUUUCAAGCUUUUCUGUUAUGUGCAAUGAAGUUCCAUUGUUAUGUAGCUGACUUGUCAUACAUUUGCAAACUGCAACCAAGAUACUAUUUCAAGAUGAUUGAACAGUCUUUGAGGUAUAUGCAUUCUCUCAUAAAGAAAAGGAUACGACAUUUUGUUUCCGGGUAUAAUUUCCGUCCGGUACUCCAGUUGGAGGGGGCAGAAGUUGAAUGGCUUGGACUAAAUGCCUAUAUUCAAGCAUUGAACAGAAAGCAAUCCAGGCAUAAGAAGCUGCUGUCGCUGCUGAAAUGUAAGUUGAUGGUCCAGAAAAUAGCCAGCAACGUCUCGUCUGAACUGAAGUAUGCUGUUGAUCCCUUACAUUCUUCAUUCAUGUGGAAGAUCAAGUAUUAGAUUCUUGGAGGUGUGAUGCAUGAUUUUUUGAUGAUAGACUUGCCUUUCUGAAAUCUUCUCAUUUAUAAGUUUUUCUCUUUAUUUUAUUAUAUGUUAUCAGAAGAUACUAAGAUAGUAGGUUGUCUUCUAGAAAUGUGUAACCAUUUGCUGAACAAAAUCUUGGCUAUGUUUAACGGCCUUUCAUGGUUACAUGUUAUGAGCUAUUUUUAAUGCAGGAGAACUUGGCAUUUGGCACCCACUAUAAUAAUCUCUUAUAGAA
Messenger RNA from Tripterygium wilfordii, 4361 nucleotides. Its product is annotated as telomerase reverse transcriptase. Gene Ontology annotation, molecular function: telomeric repeat DNA binding; telomerase RNA binding. The record is from RefSeq and is a predicted model, not a curated record. Bases 125 to 4102 code for a protein of 1325 amino acids. Lineage: Eukaryota; Viridiplantae; Streptophyta; Magnoliopsida; Celastrales; Celastraceae. Gene Ontology annotation, biological process: telomere maintenance via telomerase. The transcript has 12 exons. Gene Ontology annotation, cellular component: telomerase catalytic core complex.